Messenger RNA from Malus domestica (apple), 699 nucleotides. The record is from RefSeq and is a predicted model, not a curated record. NCBI's taxonomy places the organism in Eukaryota, Viridiplantae, Streptophyta, Magnoliopsida, Rosales, Rosaceae.
AUGAACAACUCAAGAACACGUAUCUACUGUGAUCAUGACCGGACCGAAGAUCCCGGCUGUGAUGCAUCCAUACUUAUAUAUUCAACAAGAAGGAAGCCAUCUGAAAAAUUGGCAGUGCCAAACUUGACUGUACGAGGAUACGAGCUUAUUGACGAGAUUAAGAAAAGCCUGGAGGCUGCAUGCCCUUCAACUGUAUGCUCCGAUAUCGUAACCCUAGCAACCGGAGAUUCAGUGGUUCUUGCAAGAGGGCCAAACUAUAUUGCUCCAACCGGACGCCGUGAUGGGCUCGUAUCAAACCCUAACAACGUUAAGUUGCACAGUCCAUCAUUUUUAGUUUAUGAGGCAUUGGAAGCUUUCAUUGCCAAAGGAAUGACCCUAAAUGACAUGGUGACCCUAUUGGGUGCACACACGGUUGAAUUUGCCCAUUGUAAUUUUUUCCAAGAUAGGCUCUCAGAUUUUCAAGGGUCAGGAUCUCCUGAUCCCUCAAUGGAUCCAGCUUUGGUUUCAAAUUUGAGCACACUCUGUGCAGCUAGCAGCAACCCCACUACAUUUUUGGACCAAAACACAUCUUCCACUUUCGAUAACCAGUUAUACAACCAUAUUCUUUUGAAAAGAGGUGUUUUGCAGAUUGACCAAGAGCUUGCUUCGGAUACUCCAGGUUCUGGUUGGAAAUGCAGGCGAAAUAAGGAAAAAGGGUAG